AUGGUGAAGCCACUCUUAGAUCCUUUUAAGGAGAUGAUUGAAUCAAGUCUUGAUCCAGAUCCAGGGACUAUACAAAGACGCAGAGACAUGGAUCAAAUGCCAUUUGAGCCAAAUGAGAUCAUGUGGUCAUCAAUUCCAAACUCAAAUAAGAUCCAUAAGAAUCAAGAGAUUGCUAAGAAAGCAUCUGAACAACUUUUCAACCUGGAUGUGCUUAGAAAUGGUGUACCCUAUGUUACCAUGGCUAAUAUAUAUGCACAAGCGGGAAGUGAGGUUAUAUCAAGUGGUUGUGAAAGUGUGAUCUUGAAUGGUUACCCCUCUAAAAGAGUCCGUCAGUUCCUGAUUUAG
Molecule: messenger RNA, 345 nt
Organism: Fraxinus pennsylvanica
Lineage: Eukaryota; Viridiplantae; Streptophyta; Magnoliopsida; Lamiales; Oleaceae
Source: the annotation of a GenBank genome assembly